AUGGCUGAAACCAAGAAAACCAGAGCAUUCAAAACGUUCAUGUACAAGGGAAAGGACAUGGAGACUCUGAACACGAUGAAAAUGAGCGAGUUCGCAAUGCUGGUGCCUUCCAAAAAUAGGCGCCAUUUGCUCAGAGGCAUAAACAAAUAUGAGAAUGAAUUAUUGGAACAGGUUGAACAGUGGCAUGCAAAGGCAAGCAAGAGCGCAGAGGCACCAGGACCAAUUAGGACGCAUCAGAGGACGAUGAUCAUCCUUCCAUCAAUGGUUGGCUGCACAAUUGCAGUACACUGUGGAAAUGGAUUCUUUCCAGUGGAAAUAAAGACGGAGAUGCUUGGAAAGAAGCUGAAGGACUACGUUCCAACGAAGGUGCAUCCAUCUCACGGUAGACCAGGCGUAGGAGCAAUUCAGUCUACGAAGUUUGUUCCAUUGAAGUAG
Messenger RNA from Enterospora canceri, 435 nucleotides. The record is from the annotation of a GenBank genome assembly. NCBI's taxonomy places the organism in Eukaryota, Fungi, Microsporidia, Enterocytozoonidae.